Ictalurus punctatus (channel catfish) is the source of this 4810-nucleotide messenger RNA. RefSeq names its product K(lysine) acetyltransferase 7b (gene kat7b). Gene Ontology annotation, biological process: regulation of DNA-templated transcription. The coding region runs from base 199 to 1875 and encodes 558 amino acids. Gene Ontology annotation, molecular function: histone acetyltransferase activity; zinc ion binding. Gene Ontology annotation, cellular component: nucleus. The record is from RefSeq and is a predicted model, not a curated record. NCBI's taxonomy places the organism in Eukaryota, Metazoa, Chordata, Actinopteri, Siluriformes, Ictaluridae. The transcript has 14 exons.
UCUUGGUCGGUUCCAACCGGAAAAGAGAAUGUGGCGCGCGAUAAAGGCUGUUGUUGCUUAAACUACACAGUUAGUGAAUUUUAAAGUCCGUGCUCCAAAUGAUAAAGGCAACCCAUCUUAAAAUAAAAAAGGAAAAAUUAAGAACAUAUACUUAGUUAUUUGUCACUGAGAAGAAACGGGAAUUACUUUACAGUCAUAAUGCCUCGAAGAAAGAGAGCUGCCGGGAGCAGUUCAGACGGGACCGCAGAUUCAGAUGACUCCACAGAGCAUGAGAAGACAGACAGCUCGCACAGUGAUGCAAAUCCACGUAGCAACGCACGGUUAACCAGAGCUUCUGUCCGCCUCAGCCAGGGCUCUCAAGAUGUCCCAGCAGACGUGAAGCAAGUAGCAGAGAGAGACGAGUCACCACCCAGGACUCCUACAGGCAAUGCGCCCUCAUCCGAGUCAGACAUUGACAUCUCCAGUCCCAAUGCGUCCCAUGAUGAAGGUGCAGCCAAGGACCAGAAAGACUCAGGCAGUGAUCCGUCUCAUCGACCAAAGCGCCGCCGCUUCCACGAGAGCUACAACUUUAACAUGAAAUGUCCCACACCUGGAUGCAACUCUCUGGGACAUUUAACUGGAAAACAUGAAAGACACUUCUCCAUAUCUGGCUGUCCUCUUUACCAUAACCUAUCAGCUGAUGAGUGCAAGGUAAAAGCUACUGAACGGGAAAAGCAAGAAGAGGAAAGAAGUCAAACUCAGAAUGAGGACAACAGACAUGCUACUCGUCACCAGGCUCCUACUGCAAGGCAGGUAAAAUAUAAGGAGAAAGUUCAAGAAUUGAGGAAGAAGAAGGACACUGGACUGUCAAAGGAGCAGAAAGAAAAGUACAUGGAACAUAGGCAGACCCAUGGAACAACUAGAGAGCCACUUUUGGAGAACAUAACAAGUGAAUAUGAUCUUGAACUGUUUAGAAAAGCCCAAGCAAGAGCGUCUGACGAUCUGGAGAAGCUGCGCAUGCAAGGUCAAAUCACUGAAGGUAGUAACAUGAUAAAAACUAUUCUGUUUGGUCGCUACGAGCUGGACACCUGGUACCACUCGCCUUACCCAGAGGAAUAUGCCCGGCUUGGCCGCCUAUACGUCUGCGAGUUCUGCCUGAAGUACAUGAAGAGUCAGACUAUCUUGCGCAGACACAUGGCCAAAUGUGUGUGGAAACAUCCCCCCGGAGAUGAGGUUUAUCGAAAAGGAGCCAUCUCCGUGUUUGAGGUGGAUGGGAAAAAAAACAAGAUCUAUUGCCAGAACCUGUGUUUGCUGGCUAAGCUGUUUCUGGACCAUAAGACACUGUACUAUGACGUUGAGCCCUUCCUCUUUUAUGUCAUGACUGAGGCUGACAACACAGGCUGCCAUCUCGUGGGAUAUUUCUCAAAGGAAAAAAACUCCUUCCUGAACUACAAUGUGUCCUGCAUUCUCACCAUGCCACAGUAUAUGAGGCAGGGCUAUGGCAAGAUGCUGAUUGAUUUUAGUUAUCUGCUGUCCAAAGUGGAAGAGAAGGUGGGAUCUCCUGAAAGACCUCUCUCUGACUUGGGGCUCAUCAGUUACCGCAGCUACUGGAAGGAAGUCCUGUUGCGAUACAUGUACAACUUCCAGGGCAAAGAGAUCUCCAUCAAAGAAAUCAGCCAAGAGACUGCUGUGAACCCGGUGGAUAUCGUCAGCACUUUGCAGUCACUGCAGAUGCUGAAGUACUGGAAGGGGAAACACUUGGUUUUAAAGAGACAGGGCCCUUGGGAGAGUGAGGACGGCGGAGAGAGGAGCUGCACUGCGUUUUUGAUUUGUUUUGCUUUUGAAAUACUUUCUUUUAGAGUUUUCAGCUAUGCAGAUAUAAACAGUACAAGUUAAAAUCUGGCAGGAGCUUCACUGCAUUUUUUUCUUUUCUUUUUUUUUUCUUUUUUUUAAAUACCUUGAGUUUUCAAAAGUUAUUUACAAGUUAUUAUAGUUAUGUACAAAUUAUUCCCACUAAAACCUUGCUUAAAAAAGUAAACCAUGAAGUACUGGUCUCUCUUCACUGAAGCAAUACAUUUGUGUGUACUUUGGUGGGUUAAAUGUAAUAUUUGUAUUUAGGGGUUUCCUGUAAAAUAAGGUAACCUAAGCAGACAAAAUCUUUUGUUUAAAAAAAAAAACAAAUACUCUGCUCUCAUGGAUAUCAAACAGUUGCAAACAAAACACAGGUUUAUCAAAAGAAAUCUGUUAAAUAUACAAAUAUCGGCACCCUUUUAGUCAGUACUUUUGUGGUACCUCCCUUUGCCAAGAUAACAGCUCUGAGUUUUCUCCUAUAAUACCUGAUGAGGUUGGGGAAUACAUGGUGAGGGAUUUGAGACCAUUCCUCCAUACAGAAUCUCUCCAGAUCCUUCAAUUUUGAGGUCACUCUGGUGGACUCUCCUGUUCAAUUCACCCCACAGGUUUUCUAUGGGCUUUAAGUCAGGGGACUGGGAUGGCCAUGGCAGGACCUUGAUUUUGUGAUGUGGUAGUUGUAGAUUUUAUUUCAAUUGCAUCCUCCAGCGAUAGGCUAGUUCUGUGCUUUAGUCGUGUUAAGUCAAGUCACUUUAUUUACAUAUUUAUUUAAACACAAAUGCUGGCCAAAGUUCUGUACAAUACAGCACAAAACACUUUGGAGCAUGCUGUUGCGCAAAAAAUAAACCAUGCCAGGGUGGAUUAGCAGUAAGUUAGAUAAGUUAUGUUAGCAAUGUUAGCAAAUUAACUAAAUGUGUCGCAACAUGCGUUUCCAAAUUAGAUAGACUGUGAGACUUCUAAGGAGGUGAAGGAAAGAGCUCCUAUUAUACAAGUCGUUGCUUACGCCAACAUUUUACUACAGUAGAGCCGGGAGCGCACAUCCUUAAGUUCACCAGUUUAGUCCAGUGGUUUAUGUUCAUACAUACAUUAUAGCUAUUGCACUAACUACAUUGUGUAGCAUUGUGUAAAGAAGGUCACAGGAAAUGAUAAAUUUGUACAAUUUGUGAUAGGCUUUUGAAAUGAUUGCCAAACUGACAUUCUUUGGCUAGAUGAGAGAAGUUUUUCUCUCAAAAUCACAUUAUGGAAUUUUGAAGGUCUAAAUGAUAAUAUAAGGAGUAAAAAGUAUGUUUUUCUCUUUGUAAAGAGUGUACAAGUAUUCACUUUCAAUAAUACUAAAGUAAAGUGCAGGGUGUCCAAAACUCUCCGUACAGAGGGGACUAUGUAAGCCUGCAUCACAUCUGUUGUACCUUUGUCAGUGGAUGUUUGUGGACUUUCACUUCUUGGUUGGUCCACAGCACUUCCAAUCUUUUUGAAUUUGUUAAUAUAUUUGGCAGCCAUGUUUCCUGUUACAAGUCCAUUACAACCUUGUGACAGAUUCCCAUUCCAGACAUGAGAAUGAUUUCAAUACGUUCACCUUAUAUAUAAAAAAUUUGGAACACAUUUUUCUAAAAAAUGUUCAUUUCCAAAUAAUAAGGUAUCCACAGACUUUUGCCUGAAUUAUAUGAGCAGAACUGUAUUGCGAAGUGUGAUUCAGGACCAAAAUCUUCUUCAUUAUUAAAGUGGAGAAGAUUUGUGCAUGUUCUUAAAAAAACACCUUGCGCUUAAUCAGUUCUUCAGAUUUUUUGAUGAGAUGAGAUGAUGAGAUUAGUCAUGACUGAGAAGUGUCCUCCAAAUGACACGAUUGCAACCAGAUUCACCCACUGAUCCAACCAGGGUGUCUACAAAAUGUCUUUAUGUAAGGACUGAUUGCACAGCAUAAUCAGAUUGUUUCUUUUCAUAUUUAAAUCUGAAUUUUGCCAUUUGUAGGAAUAGAUCAACCUGUCCUCAGGCAUUUAGAAGUCUUUGCUUCUAGAGCCACCUCAUGUGCCAAAGCUAUUUAAAGCAUGAAAAAGGGUAUCUAGGGUAUCUUUUUUUUAUCCUUUGUAAUUUGGUGGUUCAGUGCCAGCUCCACUGUAACAAUCUGAGCUCUAAGAGGAACAGAACGUUCCCCGUGUGAACUUUUUGGCAGAUUCCUCUGGCAUGAUUGCCAUUUCAUUUCACCGACAGACCUAGGCAAUUUUUACAAACAGUUUCUUCGGUUAGGUCAUUGUUAGAAAUAAAAUCCUCUCCAGAUUUACUGCUUUUCUUACACUUUCUAAUUAUCACCAUUGUAUUCAGUUAUAUAAUCCCUCAAUCAGUAUUUUGAUGAUCGUGGUGGUGAUUAUUCACAUUAAUGAUCUCAAAAUAUUCUUCAUUUACCAUUAUUUCAUUUAUUUUCCAUUCAGCUUCCACAUUCAUUCCUACCAUAGCAACAACUUGCAAUGCAAUGAGAUGUAAUUAAUGUUAGGUCUUUUACUGUUUCACUACUGCAAAGGAGAAGUCCUUCACUUAUUGAUGUAUAAACUUGAUGUAUUGCUUGACAAUAAGUUAAUUCUUCUUGGUUUCGCCCUGAUGUACAGCUGAUUGCAUUGUCUUGUAGGAGAGACCAUACAGUGAUGCACGUAUAAAUAAUUAGAGCCUGUGACUGACGUGUUUCUUGUUGCCCAGGUGUGCCCUGUUAAAUUGAUUGUUUAAACAAUUAAUAACUUUGAAUGUCUUUUAUUUUGAGCCCCGGGUUUUGCCUCUGAAGACUGCAUUUAUUGUUAAAAAGGACAUACAAUUUUUUAAAAAGGAUAAGCCAUUUUUAAGAAAGAAGAGGGUUUUCUGAAUUCUGAAAAGGUCUGAAUAAGAAUGGCAGAGCAAUUUAGCGCUGUGGUAUUCAGCAUUCAGGCAUGGUGGAAGAAAGGAGCAAAUUCUGGUAAUUAUAGAUCAUAAACAUGUCAAUAAACCUUAAUCUUGAGCAGCA